CUCAAGAGAACACUGCAUUUGACCUGAGGCCGUGGAGAAAGCUUCCAAAACUGAUUGGCAGCACUGGGAUUGUGGGUGUGGAGCUUGAGCCCAGACACAGGUGGAUCCGACUGGCUGUCAGGACCAAACAAUCCACCAUGAUCCAACCAAGAGCUCACUCAGGCACCUCCUGCGCUGCACUUUAAGAUGAAAGAUGAAAUUGCUGCCACGGUUUUUUUCAUCACGAAGCUGGUGAAGAGGGAAGACAGGCUGAGCAAGCACAAAGUGGAGAAGUUUGCAGCGAAGCUGACCACGGUCCUGUUUGAAAAGUACAAAAACCACUGGUACCUGGACAACCCAUCCCGAGGCCAGGCCUUCAGGUGCAUCAGGAUCAACAAACACCAGGCACGGGAUCCCCUGCUGGAGCAGGCUUGUGUGGAGAGUGACGUGGACUUCAGCCUGCUGGGCCUGCCCAAGGAGAUGACGCUGUGGGUGGAUCCCUUCCAGGUGUGCUGCAGGUACGGCGAGAGGAGCCGGCCCUUCACCGUGGCACGCUUUGAUGGGGAGGAGAACCCCGAGCUGCCCCAGCAGAUCAGCCUUGCCGUGGGCAGGGCAGCCCUGGACUAUCACUCCAGCACCUCCUCGGAUGAGGAGAGCUUCAGCAGGGAGCCCAGAGCCAUCCCCACCGUCAGCAACCCCAACAGCAUCUACCAGUUUGGUGACUUCUGCAAGGCUCCCCCCCAGCCCUGGUGGCAGUACCUGCACAGGAAGCCCCACGUGCCCGAGGGCUCCCACUUUGGCCAGCACAGGGGCUACAGGAGCUACAAGCCCACGGCCACCUUCGCUGGCCCACGAGUGGACAGGUACCACUGGAUCAACACCAAGAGGUAG
This is a messenger RNA of Vidua chalybeata, 870 nucleotides long. It is a transcript of the gene BTG4, whose product is annotated as BTG anti-proliferation factor 4. Lineage: Eukaryota; Metazoa; Chordata; Aves; Passeriformes; Viduidae. Gene Ontology annotation, cellular component: nucleus; cytoplasm. Gene Ontology annotation, biological process: negative regulation of mitotic cell cycle; negative regulation of cell population proliferation. The record is from RefSeq and is a predicted model, not a curated record. The transcript is spliced from 6 exons. Bases 187 to 870 code for a protein of 227 amino acids.